UGUGGGGGGUGGGAAAGGUGCUGUUCCCCGGGAGCUUUUGCCCCCUGGGCCUGUGCUUUCUCAUCUUCCAUCCCUUUCCCGGUUUGGUGCCUGGGCGGCUUCCUUCUGUCUCUAACUCGAGCUCCCAGUUGGGCCCUGCAAUGCCUGGUUUGCUCCUCUCUGUUCCUAGGAGGGGCUCCACACGCUUUGCCUCGCUCACCCCGGUUAUGGGCUUCGGCCCCCUAAUAUGUGUCCAGCCUCAUCCUGCUUAUUCAGAUGCAGGUAACCCUCUGGAUUCAUCCGGGCUUAACUCCCAACUCACUCUGCGCAUAUAGUGAGUGGUAUGAUUCUAUAUAUUUGUUUUCAGAUGCAACAUUCAGAGCGCGAAUGUGGCAAGUAAGUUUCUGCAAAGCAUGUAUUGGGCAGGUACACAGUCUCAAGGAACCAGCCAUUGGUUUCCCUGUGAAGGUCCACCUGGUUUUGUUUUGUUUUUUUUAGUGUGUGAAAAAGCACAGUAGAACACCUCAUAUCUCCUUUCUUCCCCCCAUGGAUUGUAUCCAGCAAAAUUUACUUAGAGUAGACCAGCUGUAAUUAAUGGAUCUAAGCUAUUUGAUGUCCAUUAGUUUCAAUAGGUCUGUAUGGACUAUGACUAAUAUUGGAUGCAGCCCCAUCUUUCUUUUCCUUUGAAGGCGUUCAUGUCAUCAAGCAGAAAGCCAUGAGAGGGCUGGGCUUGCUCAUUUCGCCAUCUCCCUUCACAGCUUUGCUGUAAAUGCAGCUUCUGCUUCCCUUUAAAUCUCACCAGUCUCUUUUAGUGUUUGUAUAAACUUGUGCAAAACUUCGCACUUGUGGUUACCAGCGGGACAGUUUGCACCUAAUCAUAUUUCUUGGAGAGAAACUACUUAAAGGCUACUACCGUGUUUCUCAUAUUAUAAGACAUGUCUUAUAUUUAUUUUUUUCUCAAAAAUACACACUAUGGCUUAUUUUCAAGGGAUGUCUUAUUUUUUUUCCUCCUCCUGCCGCGGCCGGCAUUGCUGCUGCGCCUAUCACUAUGUCUUAUUUUCGGGGUAUGGCUUAUAUUCCUUGAAUGCUUAAAAAUCCUGCUAUGGCUUAUUUUAUGGGUAUGUCUUAAAAUAUGAGAAACAGGGUAUUGCUUGGACUCUGCAAGACUCUUGGUUUUUCUCCAACAGACUAACAUAGCUCUCUCUCUUGAAGGUGGGGUAUUACUUAUAAUCUUCUAAUUUCAGAGAAGUGAGUAUUUAUCUAGUUGUGGUUUGACAUCCAAGCAAUUUAGGCAUUGGGGAGAAAUCUACCCACACAUCCUGUUGUAGUGUGCUUUGUCUAUCUAAAACCAGUAGGUUGUCUUUGUUCCAUUUUAAAGAGACUUCAGGUAUUUGGGAUUAGAGGAGCAUUAUUCCCACAAAUCUAGAGCUAGGAGUGACGAACACAGAGAUACACUGUUGGAGAUAUUUGGGGUAUACCUCCAUGUUGUCAAACUUUUCAGUCUUUUGUAGAGCACUAUGCAGAGAGAAAAUAAAGGCAACCUGCAUGGCUAAGAAGCAAAUAAGGUAAAGGUAAAGGGAUCCCUAAACAUUAGGUCCAGUCGUGACCGACCCUGGGGUUGCGUGCUCAUCUCGCGUUAUUGGCUGAGGGAGCCGGCGUACAGCUUCCAGGUCAUGUGGCCAGCAUGACAAAGCCGCUUCUGGCAAACCAGAGCAGCACAUGGAAACGCCGUUUACCUUCUUGCACUUUGAUGUGUUUCGAACUGCUAGGUUGUCAGGAGCUGGGACUGAACAACGGGAGCUCACCCCGUCGUGGGGAUUCGAACCGCCAACCUUCUGAUCGGCAAGCCCUAGGCUCUGUGGUUUAACCCACAGCGCCACCUGCGUCCCUAAGAAACAAAUAGUUGUAGCCAAUUUCAUGGUUUAUUCUGGGGUGAGAAGAUAUGCCACAGUCUAACCUCUCCAGCUGACAUAUCUGAGGGGUUAGAAUUGCCUCACCAGUCAAGAACAUGUGAUCUGUUAUCCCUAGAACUAAAUUACCUUCAGGUUGUCAGCAAAAAGUACAUGGAUACCAGGGAUGUUAUACAACUUCAGUAGGACUUUGCUGGGUGAAAAUUUGUCUCUUGAACCUAUAAAUAAACCUUGAACCUAUAAAUAAAUAAAUAAACAAAUAAAUAAACGAAUGAAUGUAUGCAGAGUUUAUUGUGCUGUCUUACUGCACUUUGAUUUUUAACAGCUACAUAUUGAAUGCGUUAUGUUCGGACAUAGAUAGUUUUGUGGUUGCUGAAAGGGGGCAUAAAUUGUCUCCAGUGUUGUACUUGCCAACCACAUGCUAUGUCCAUUUCUGUGUUUGUAAUGCUGGGUGUCUGGAGGGUGACUUUUGCCAGUGCAGGCUUGAUUCUGCUGUAUUACUGCAACAUCCUGUGAUGUUUUCCAGUUAGCAAAGUACAAGUAUUGCUCACCAUGCUACAGAAGAUCACACCAGUGCACUCUUCAUAAGACUCCAGCUAGUUCAAGAUACUGCUUUCUGUCUAACGAAAGAUCCAGACAUUUAAUGUUGAAGCACCAUGCCAGACUGUGGAUGAUUUAACCAAUGGAGUCGUGAUGGCCCAAGUCCUGCAAAAGAUUGAUCCAACGUACUUUGAUGAAAACUGGUUAAACAGAAUCAAAACUGAAGUAGGGGACAACUGGAGACUAAAGGUGAGCAAUCUGAAGAAAAUUUUAAAAGGAAUUUUGGAUUACAAUCAUGAGAUUUUGGGGCAACAGAUCAAUGAUUUUAUCCUUCCUGAUGUCAACCUGAUUGGGGAGCAUUCGGAAGUUGCUGAGCUUGGAAGAAUGCUUCAGCUUAUUUUGGGCUGUGCUGUAAACUGUGAACAAAAACAAGAGUAUAUCCAGACCAUCAUGAUGAUGGAGGAGUCUGUUCAACAUGUUGUCAUGACAGCCAUUCAGGAGUUGAUGAGUAAAGAAUCUCCAGUCUCUGCUGGAAAUGAUGCUUACGUUGAUCUUGACCGUCAGUUGAAGAAAACAACAGAAGAACUAAAUGAAGCCUUAGCAACCAAAGAAGAAAUUUCUCAGAGAUGCCAUGAACUUGAUAUGCAGGUCGCUACACUGCAAGAAGAGAAGAGUAGUUUGCUAGCAGAGAACCAGGUCUUGAUGGAACGCCUAAAUCAGUCUGAUUCUAUAGAAGAUCCCAAUAGCCCAGCGGGACGUAGACACCUGCAGCUACAGACACAGUUAGAGCAACUCCAAGAAGAAACUUUCAGAUUAGAAGCAGCAAAGGAUGAUUAUCGAAUUCGUUGUGAAGAGUUGGAAAAGGAAAUUGCAGACUUGCGGCAACAAAAUGAAGAAUUAACAAACCUGGCUGAAGAAGCACAGUCUCUGAAGGACGAAAUGGAUGUUUUAAGACAUUCAUCUGACAAAGUGGACAAGUUAGAAGGCCAGGUGGAAUCAUACAAAAAGAAGUUGGAAGAGCUUGGAGAUCUACGGCGGCAAGUGAAACUCUUGGAGGAGAAGAACACAAUGUACAUGCAAAAUACUGUCAGCUUAGAAGAAGAGUUGAGAAAAGCCAAUGCAGCCCGCAGCCAGCUGGAAACGUACAAGAGACAGGUAGUUGAACUCCAGAAUAGAUUGUCUGAAGAAUCCAAGAAAGCAGACAAAUUAGAAUUUGAGUACAAGAUGCUGAAAGAAAAAGUAGACAGUCUGCAAAAAGAAAAAGAUCGGUUAAGAACGGAGAGAGAUUCCCUGAAAGAAACCAUUGAAGAGAUUCGAUGUGUACAAGCACAAGAGGGGCAGCUUACUACUUCAGGAUUGUUGCCACUGGGAGGUCAGGAAUCUUCUGACAGUUUAGCAGCUGAAAUUAGUACCCCUGAAAUCAAGGAAAAACUCAUUCGCCUUCAACACGAAAACAAGAUACUAAAGUUGAACCAAGAAGGAUCUGAUAAUGAAAAAAUUGCCUUGUUACAGAGCCUUCUGGAUGAUGCUAAUCUCCGAAAGAAUGAAUUGGAGACUGAGAACAGGCUUGUAAAUCAGAGACUGCUUGAAGUACAAUCUCAGGUUGAAGAACUGCAGAAAUCCUUACAGGAGCAAGGUUUAAAAACAGAAGAUUCAGGCAUUCUGAAAAAGAAGCUGGAUGAACAUCUUGAAAAGCUGCAUGAAGCUAAUAAUGAGCUUCAGAAGAAGCGAGCUAUCAUCGAAGAGUUAGAGCCUCGAUAUAACAACAGUUCUCUCAAAAUAGAAGAAUUGCAGGAAGCUUUGCGUAAAAAAGAAGAAGAAAUGAAGCAAAUGGAGGAACGAUACAAGAAAUACUUGGAAAAGGCUAAAAGUGUGAUCCGUACUUUAGAUCCCAAGCAGAACCAAGGGUCGGCACCUGAGAUUCAGGCACUGAAGAAUCAGCUGCAAGAGCGUGAAAGGAUGUUCCAUUCUUUAGAGAAAGAAUACGAGAAAACGAAAACUCAAAGAGAUAUGGAGGAGAAAUACCUUGUCAGUGCCUGGUACAAUAUGGGUAUGGCUCUUCAUAAAAAAGCAGCAGAAGACAGACUUGCUACCACAGGUUCAGGACAGUCCUUCCUAGCUAGACAAAGGCAAGCCACCAGCACAAGAAGAGCCUAUCCUGGGCAUGUCCAGCCAGCUACAGCAAGGUAGAAGAAGGCCCUACCUUUUGAAUGGAAGCCAUCCUGGGAUCAAGGCCUACUUCUGUUACGAGUGACAGCAUUUCAGGAGACUUAGCCAGCAUCCUUUCUGUAUCUUUGUUCCUUGCGGUUGCUGUUAACUUCUCAUUUCAGGAAGGUGGUUGUUUUUUUCUUUUUUAAGAAAACACUUCCUCAAUGUUUUUAGUCUUACUUUCUGGAGUCUUCCCUUUGUCUUUUGAUGUGCCAAAAUGUUGGAAAACACCUAGUGGAAUGUAAUAAUGGAAUCUCCCCCUCUCUUUCCCUUGUUUAUAUGGAAUUGUCCUGUCUCGCCUGAAAACUGAUGAUGGCUAAGUAGCAAACCGAAAAUGUCCCAUUGGCAAAUGAUGUUGCCAUCCUUUCCAAGGCUACCAUUGUAUAAAGGGAAUUACCUUUUCUUUCUAAAUCCAGUCUGAUCUGUUUAAACUAUGUGAUGGAAUUUGCAAUGGUGUUGCAUAGAAUUAUUAUGAAAUGUGUUAGCAGCAAUAGUCAGAUGCUGGCGGAAGCUGUAACCUGGCUGCAAGUACCUGAUCGUGUGUGUUCAUGUCCUUCUCUUGGCUUUAAUUUGGAGAGGCAAGCUGAUUUUUGUCCUUAUUUGCCCAUGUCCUUUUUUCCUUUUAGCAUUACUAAGGUUAAAAAUGAUUUGAUGUUCCUCUUCCAUUCUUGGUUAGUUCAAUCACAGUGGAAUACGACAAACAUUCAUUGCAUGGCCAAUUGCUUUAAAGCUUCCCUCUCUGCACUCUUAACCAAGUGGAGCACCCAUCCUUUUCAUUGCCAUGUUAUCGAAGUUCUCCACCUGCUUGGAAAUCCUAGGAGAUGGGACCAUAGUAGUAUUCUACUUACUGUGUGCCUUGAUCCUACAGAUGCCUAGUAUUCUACAUGGUUAAACCAUCAUGGAGAAAUCUUAUGAAGCAGUGAACUGUGUAGAACAGUGCCCUUCUGGCCCCCCAUAUAUCAUUUGACUCAAACUCCUGAGUCCCAGCCAACAUGGUCAGGGAUGAUGGGAGUUGUAGUUCAAAAACUUACCCAUCCCUGGUGUAUAGAGUUGGUUUUGAUUGGAUGUCUUUGGUGGAUGCUGUCUUCAAAUUGCCAUCUACCACUGAGGACUAUUUUUAAUAGGUCAAUAAGGAGGGAGAGUCCAUUCAUUGCCUUACAGAUGGUACCAUUACCUUCAGGUUUGGUGAUUCUAACAUGAAAACUCGCUGUCCUUUUGUGCCAAAUCUUCAUACAUGCCUGGGUCUUUGUCAUGAAGGAAGGCUAGCAAUUCCCCUUCAGAUUCUGAUCCUUCCAAGUAUUGUGUUCUAGAUGUUGAGCCACUUGCACCCUUUUCAAAUUAAUGUGUGAGAAGUUUGGGGUUGCUCAAGACGAGUAGUUCCAUAUGGAUCCGCCAUGGAAGUAGUUUAGAGGUUUUGUUGGAAAACUUCACCUUAAAAUAAAAAUUCAGUGUCUCUUAACGUUCAGCAGAGAACAGCUUUUGUUGUGUAUCCUUCCAAAUGUAGACCAUAAUGACCUUUUCCUUUCAAGGAGGGGAAAGGAAUCAGAGAUGGCUUUAACUUGGAAGUCCACCUGGUUUUUAUGGUCACAUUUUCAGUAUAAAAUGUUUUUCUUCUCAUCCUCAUUUUGUGCGAGAAUGCACAGCACAUCUUAAUUUAAAAAAAGGAAUAUUGCCUUUAUUCACCACCACCCUAGUACAUAAAAGGAGUUCUUAAAGUUCAGUAAUGUGUAGAAUAAUAAUUAAAAUGCAGGGUGCGGUUGUUAGCCCUUUGUAGUAUGGUUUCAAUGUUAGAUGAAGUAAGCCAGGUAUUUCCCUCAGUAGGCAUAAAAGUAAAUUUUAAAAAAUCCUUCAAAGGAUCAUUCACUUGGUAAUCUGCCUUUUUUCUGCAAUAGUGAAUUUGAAGCAGGAGGCAAAGUAUGGGAAGUAUCUGUGCAUAGUUUUCAAUUGCACUAACAAGCAAAGGUGUUAGAUUGGCAUCCUGUCUUUUUCUGCUGGUGGCAAGUAGUGUACUGGAAGCAAACGAGCAGUGAUUAGUACUGAGUUAACCAGUUUUAGUGCAAUGCAUACUACACUUGCUAUUCCGGGUCAGAUAACAUCUCCAGCAGUCUUAAUUUUGCCAGCUGAAUGCUUCUGCAGGCAAAAACCUCUUAUUCUGUUGGGAGUGGCAGGAGUGUGUGUGUUUUUUUUCUUUUCUGCAGGAUGUUGUGCAUCUGAUAGAACUAUUCCUGUUUGUUCUGUGCCUGAAAGAAACUUGAAGACAACUUUAAUUUUACAAUUGGACCCGCAUCUUUUUUUCUUUUUCUGUUUUUGAUUUCCAUUCUUGCUUUCCUUUCUCUGUUAGUUGGCGCUGUGGUUUUGCCUGUCUUCCACAGCAUAUUUUUGUUCCGUUUUUCAUCUAGCAUGAAAGCAAAAGCAACUUCUUUCUCCACUUUGGCUGCCUUAUUUCUUGUUUGCAUUGAAGUGGAAGGCAGGCUUAUUAUCAGUAUUCUGAAAUGUCAAGGACCUUUCAUUAAAAACACUAUUAAAUUUUACUUUGAUGCAUUGAGAACCAAACAUACAUUCUUGUUGAUCAUUAAAAACCAAGGAGAGCAACAGUCAAGGACGAAAUUCCCAGAAUGACAGUUGCACUUAAUUCCCAUUGAAAGGAAUAAAGACAGUUGUGGUUAAAUUAAGUGUCUCUAAUUUCCAGAGGACUUAAGUGCAACUGGCUUUCUACAUAUCAAGGUCACUGUGUCUUGCUGCUGUAUACAGCUUUUGUGGCAAAGACAGAAAUAAAAGGCUUGUUUCUAAAAUAUUUAUAUUGGGUGGAAUGGAAACAAUUCAUAAACCAAGCAAGUCUGCUAAUUUCUAUAAACAUGUCCACUGAAUUUGCCUCCGAUAGAGCAACAGCAAUGUUGGCUUGUACUUCCUUAUUUGAGAAGUAUGUGUUCUAACGAUGGAUAAAAUUUGGGCUAGCCAAAUGGAAUGGAGUUCAUAUUUUUCUAAAAGGAACAUUUAGCAGCAAGUUGUGUGGGCAUUACCAGGCUUGUUUUUAAACUAGGUUUACUUCAGGUAUUGAAGGCUAGGAAGGCGGAGGGGGCGGUAAGAUGAGUUGGCUUGAUGCAAGAAAAACAACCACCCUACAGUUGUGUAGGUUGUAGCUUUUUGCUUGUAUGAUUUUUAACUUAAAAAUUAAGCAAUGUUCCCUCUUAUAGUCCAAAAAUUUCCUUUUCAUGUUUGUAUUUUUCUCCAGUUUAGGACUUUGGUAGAUUUAAUCUGUCUCUUGUGUUCCUCCUGUCGAAUUAGGUCUUUCACCAAUUACGAUAUGCAGUUGCAGUUGAAUACUGGAAAGUGAAGGGACCCUCUGAAAUGUGUAUUAGAUUAUUUUUAUGGCUUGCAAACAGAUCAGAUAUGCGGCAUUUUUGACAGGGUCACCUAGUAAGUCUUUUAACUGGGAGGUUUAAAGAGAGAGAAACCUUCAGUCUCCUAGCCAUUAAAAUAGAUGAUACUGGAGAAACGUAAUUCUCUUUGGGUUAGCUGUGUGCACACACCCCACCCAUAGGGUAAUGUCUGACAAAGUUCUUUGUGUGAAUCAGUGCAUGCAAGCAGGCUCAUGUGCUGCACCUCCACCUUGGAAAGAGAAAGGUAAAUGUGGAACUCAUCCCCGGGACACCUUUUUUUAAAAAAGGAAAGAAAGAAAGGGACAUUAUCCCUGAAUGGAAGUGCUCAUUUUCAGACUAAUAUACAUUUGAACCUGCCUUUAUCCUGUAUUCAGGUUACAGGUCACUUAAACACAAUAGCCCCAGUCCACUUCCACAGACAGGUGAAAUCUGAAGACGCGUUUGUGGCUUGAAGACAGACUAGAACUAUCCUCCCAUAUUGGUUCUGUGUUGGAUGCUGGAAGUCUGGGUUGGAGAAUGGUUCAGGCUGAUCCACGUUAUCAAAUAUAAAAAAAUGGACACUCGUCUACGAAAGCUUAUGCCAUAAUAUAUCUCUUAGUAUUUAAGGUGCUACAAGACACUUAGUUGUGUUUACUGCCAGCAGACUGACACUGGUGGCUCUUUUCAAAACACUGUCAGUUUGGGUUGAGAUUUUUUAUAAAACUACGUGGAUAGAACCCCAGCCAGUUAGGAGAAAAGACGUCAGCCUCAAUGUCAGAGAAGCUUUGACGUUUCUGCAUUGGAAGCAAUUAUGGGUUUUUAAGAUGUACAAAAUAUCCUUUAGUAUAUUAAAGACCAACUUUUAUAUGCUCUCAACAAUGGUAUGGCGGGGAGGGGAGCCCAUGGUCAGGAUCUCCUCCAGUCAACCAGUCAGGAAAGUUUUAAAUUGCAAGAGCAAUUUCUUUUCUUUUUCUUUCAGCACAUUGACAUCCUAUCUAAUAUAGGGGUGCACAGGUACUCAGCUGGUAAAAUCUUAUGUGGAUUUAUUAGCAAAUGAGCUUUCAACACUUAGUACCGUAGCUUAUCUUUUACGAACCAUUUCCUUGUCACAGCAAUGUUGCAGUGUGUAAGUCCAUAAACUACACAUAUUUGCUAAACUUCUUAAAAUGUCUCUAAACAGGGUAGUCAUCAUUUUUAAUGUCUUUUUUUUAAAACAAAAACAAAAACAUUUCAACAGCAAUUAAAUAUUUGCUGCUUCUACCCCUCCCUUUUAUUUUGGAUAUAUGCGAUAUGUGGCUGCUUAACCUGCUGCAGUUUAUCAAACAAGGGCUCUUUGGUCUCUACGCCAUCUCUCUUUUUAUCUCCUGUUCAGUCAACGUAAGCAAAACCUCUCAUUUUAAAGGUCUUGGCACCUUUUUCUCCAAAGCAAAAACUUGCUUGCAAAGAUGCUUAUCUCCAUUUGUGCGUAGGAUUUUACCACUUUCCCAUCCAACAUUAUAAAGCCCCCAAUUCUUCUCAGCCACCGAGAGAGUGAAACUUGAUACAGUAUUCCUAAGUUCUAAAAAUGGGUGUUGGGUAGGUUGUUGAGCUCCUGUAGCACUUCGUAUGUUAACAUCCAUUGCCGCUGCUACUUAAUUCUUCCUGUUAACAGUAUUAACAUGCAAGUCUCUUGCAACUUCUUCCAUUUACUAAGCUAACAUUUAAUCUUAAAUGUAUUUUAUAUAUGCACCUUUGUUGACUGCUAUUAUUUUAAAAGUGCACUAAAGGAGCCAUGUUGUUCAAUACUAUAUACAUAUAUAGAUAUAUAGAUAUACUUUUUUUUUUAAUACCAGCAAGAUCUUUCCUUGGAGAAAGCAGAUAGGAAGUGGUGCCUGACCUCUUCCAGGUUUUUUAUUUGAAACUCUGAGGCUUGACAUAUAUGCAAUAUUUUAUUUAUUGAUGUUGCAUCCUGUCUUAAUGUGUAUAUAUCCUUUCUUGCUUUCCCCCCUCUCCCACUGCAGACUUGUACAUUUCCUUUUAAAGGCUUCUUUUCCCAUCUGUGCAGAUGUGUACAAGCAGCUCUAGAAAGGAACAUCAGUGGAGAUCACUAAUAUCAAAGAAGCAUACUCUUCCUUAGUUUCAGUAUUAUACGUGACAUGGCCUUUCUGGAUUAUAUUUAGGGUUUUCUGUAUUUUUAUGUUCUCUCUUCCUCAUCCCUGCGUUAACUUCCUUUCAGAUUGCACUAAUGUCUUUAUGUUAUGAAUUAUUGCUAUCAUCCAUGCAAUACAUUAUGUUGACAGUGUAACUUGGAAUGCUUUGUGCUGCCUUUAAACUAUUUUUAAAGCUGCCUUUUUAAAAAAGAAAAAGGUUAUACUCUUUUAAGUACAUGCUUGUGCUGCUCUAGAUAAUGUUUUGUAUUGAAGCAGACCUAGGAAAUGUGGCAGUGUGAUAGAAAACCCAAGGAAAGAUUGAUUUGUGGCUGCAUUAGUAUCUUACUGUUACAUUAGCCAUCCUGCGGGAAUGUUGAAUGAUCCUUCCAAGCCUCUGGUCAGCAACCAUUUUAUAGGAGGGCUGCUUUGAGGAUGGAAUAGAAAUUGGCAGGCCAGCUCUCAACCCGUGCUUCCAAAAUGCCAGCAAGUCCCAUUGGCAGGGCUAUCACAUCCACUCUGCAUGCCUCUUGGUUGAUAGCUGGCCUUCAUCUUGGUUCUGCUCAAGGGGACAGACUUGGCCUCAAGGCAUGCAGAUGCUGGUCUCUGCUUUUAAGCCAUAGGAAUUAUCUACACAGUCAAGUGAAAAAAGAAACUGUUACUAAGCGCUGUAUGGGUUUGAUUAGCAGGCUUUUUCUAGCAGUCGUACACUUUUAGUCCUGGUGUCGCUUAGCCUCUGCCUGCUUAAACAGAGGGGAAGACACUGUUCUGCAGAACCAAGCCCCCCCCCCCUCUCUCUGUUCAGGACAAGUUAUUUGAUCCAAGGCUUGAAUGGACUUUUCUUCUUGCUGAGCACCAGCAGCUUAUAAAUGUAGUCCCCCGCCCCCCGAACGACAUUGGUUGUGCUCUGAAUUUGAUGAUUCAAGGACGUAGUUUAGGUGGAAAUAAACUAAUCGAUCAGUUCCAAAGUAGUGAAAAUGUGCAGCUCUCCCAAGCUACCUCCAAGAUAGGCACGGUGGGAAAAGUUCUCUCCAUUGUUCGCUUUCACCCCAACUUGACUAAGGAAUGUGUGCGCCAGGGGAGGGGGAAGAUUGAGGUCCAGUUUGAAUCCUGGUUCCCUUGCAUGCUCAGAUCGAAUGUCAAGGAUGAUGAGGUCUGCCAUGUCACUCACCAUUGCCCACUUCGAUGUGGGGAUCUCUGACAUCAAGCAGCUGGGUUGCUGUUGGUUUAGGAUUGAAUUAGGCAGAUGUGUAGGACCUGGUAGUAGAAAUUUGAUGUUCAACAUUUGAAUGUAAGACUUGCCGGAUACUUGUGAUAGACAAGUACUAUGUAAGUUCCGAACUCGAGGGGGAGGUGUCUGCUGCCUUCGUUAUUCCAAUACCUAAUCAUGAGGCAUCAAUAUCCUUUCCUACCUUUUCUUCUCUUGCACAAACUUUUGAGUUAACUGGUUUGCAAGGAAUUGCCUUGUAGUUGUCUGGUGUGGUUGCUUUUGGAGUCUUCUUGUUUUGUGUUUGCUGCUGCUCUUAACAUACAUGGCUUGAGGUCAGGGGCUUUUUUUGUAUCUUGUGUCUUUUUUUUUUCUUGCCUACUAAAACAUGUCAGACCACUAGCUGGAGUCGUAGAGGAAUGUGAGAUUAUAGUAAAAGCUCCAAUAGGCACUUUUGGCUGUCUAUUUGAAACGGUUUGGGUUUGUGCAAAUGCAACUUUCUGAGAUCCUAAGCAUGUUUUAAACAUAUCGGUUACUGUGUGUUAUGUAGUUUUUGCGUUGUCUCUCUCUCUCCCCCCCCCCGCCCCACCCAUUUUUCAAUAGCAACUUGACUGUCCUGACCUAGAUGUUGACUGGUUACCAAAAUUACUGUUUAUGAAACCGCCAGUGAUAUUUUCCCCCCCUGUAAGAGUGUAAACUCCUCCAACCACCAAAUAUUAAUUCUCUCCCCACCUAUGAAUCUUACCCUGUAUCUACCAUCUUGCCAUGGUAGUGGUUUUGGUAUGAAUGUGUGUAAAGACAAGGUAAUAUGGUCAGGUGUUCAAAGCACCCUCCCCUUCCCCAUUCAAAUAAUAAUGCUUCCAAGGCUACAAAACCAGUGUACAGUUGUUAAACAAGUUGUAAAUAAAGGCUUAUAUAAAACUUGGUGCUGAUUUUUAUUACAUGAAGCAAUUGUUAUUUAUCACACACAUAUCCCGGCAUUUCUCUAGAAAACACAGGUUGUUGUGCACGGUCUUUCCCAUUUUAUCCUCAAAAUAGUCCUGUGAAGGUAGGUCAAGACAAUUCACCACUAAGAAAAGAGGGGCUAUUUGAUAUGAUUUAUCCAUGUUGAAAAUUGGCGUUUGAACAUGUUAAAAACUGAGUGUGCAACACUAUUAAAGGCAGUGUAAUUAUAGGUAGUAACAGUGGGACAAUCAAAGUUAUCAACCUAGAACCGUGAUAGAGGCGAGAAAAUCUUAUUGCACAGAAGAAAUGUAUUCCAAAGGAAAGAGAGCCAAAUGUCAAUCAGCAUGCCACCCUAGCCCCAAAAUGGGAGCAUCAAACCCCAAUUUGGAAGGGGAGGGAAUCUGUCUGAGGAAGUUGUAACACCACUCUUAUUUGUUGUUCGUUUAUCUUCCUGAUUUUUUCACCCCCGUUUUGAAAAUGCCUUUUAUAGCAAAAGCUUUGUUAUCUUGGUUUGGUUAGCAACUUCCUCUAAUACUGGUUUUGCAGAACUCUUCACCACCACCACAAAUAGUCUAUUAGCACUGCCUCAAGAGCUGUCUUGGGAUGAGUUAAGAGAUGUAGCUGGGUUGGGUGGUAACUGCUUUAUGUUGCUUUGAACAAGCAGGCAAUAGGUAAUUUUCAUCUACACAGAUUGUGGAGGAGCUUGUAUUUGCAUUGUGUGAAGGCAUCCUCGAAGGCAGUGAUAAACUUCAUAAAAUAGGUAAGAUUGUAGACUUCUCUUUGUUAUCUCAUUCUCAAAAAAGCCUAACCAAAAGUUAGUAAUGUGUCAUAUGGGAUUGAACUUAAUUGGUGUUGAAGGAGAAGUAUGGAGUAUGUCAAAACACUAAACACAACAUUCACCAAUAAAGAGCACAUUGUGACUGCUCACAGGAGAUGCUAAGUUGCCUCUCGUGCUAAUAUGGAUUACUUCUGAUAAAAGUAUGGUAGAUAAAAUCACUUUUCAUAAACACAUAGCCCUUCUGGCCAUGAUACAGGUUUCUCCAAAUAACCUGAUUACAGUAUUAUACCCAGGACAGUAGCUGGUUGGAACAGAUGGGCUGUCAACUACAGUACCUGGAAGUCAGGCCAGGUGUUUUUUCUUGGACUGACUCAAGGGAAGCAAAAUGUUACUGGCAAAAAGGGCGCCCUACCUGCAGCCAGCUCAAAAGAGUAUACGUAUAUACAUUUCACUGGUGAACCUGUGACAUGUGAGUUCUAUACCUUUUUAAAUAUCUCAAAACAGUACAUAAACAUUACUUCCAACAACUGCACACUUCUUUAAAACAUAAUUCUAUGCAAGAAUUUAAACAGUGUACAAGUAGAGACAUUAUUGGAAGGGAAUCAGCACCCAGUGGACAACUUUAGCACAUCAUUUUGGCCACUGUCCUGUACCGUGAAUGAAGCCUAGCACCAGGAACAAGCAGCAAUUAGUGGUGCGUCCAAGCAAAAAUGGCACUUGACCCAUUCACCAAGAACCUCUCAGAAAUAUGGAGCCUAAUCCCAAUAUUAAAGGUAGGUUGGAAGGUCCCCCCAAAUUGUUCACAUACAAUGCCUGAAAUGCAUUUUUGAGGAGUGCAGUGUCACGAUUAUAUUCUCAGCAUCAGAAUCUAUACACCUACUUGCAAGUUUCACUGAGGUUUUGAAAGUGCCUUGGCUCCCUCACAAACCUGUUAAGUGAGUGGUGAAGGCCUUUGUGGGUACAGCUGUCCAUCUCUGGACUGCUGUCCCCAGAAAUGCUUGGGUUAGUGCCAACACUUCUGUCCUUUUCCUGCCAAAAAUGUGUUUUUAAAAAACCCAAAAUUGUCAGACACUGAUAACCAUUAACAGAUCUAAUUUUAGUCUACUGCGAUAGCCAUCUGCUUUCAUGUGCUGAAUUGUGUUGAUUUGUAGUGACACUGGCAGCAUAAUUGAAGAGCAGGAUGCCAACAAACAUCUAACAAAGCCUGUAAAAACUGAAAUGUAACACACCUUUGCACUCUGGGGAGUUCGCAGUAGUUGAGGCUUUAGAGACUGAAUCUGUCUUUUAUCAGCUGGUGACGGAAUGCUGUGGGUGCCUAAGUUAGGAACAGUCUCAAACCCGUACUUCUGACAUAGAUGCUGCCCCCCCCCCAACACUGCAGGUUUACAUUUUACAACAAAACAAACUCACAAAAAACAACGUCAUCUUACGAACCAAGAACUUCUCCAGUGUAGGUCUUAUUAAAAGAUCACUGAAAAAGAAUGCCUGGCAUCAAUGGGUCUGGAUAACACGCCAACACCAAAGAAGAACCAACUGAACAACAGUCUUGAAAAUGCUUUAUUGAACUGCGUGUCUUAUUGUAAUGUGCAGGUGUGUUUGAAAAGACUACAGCUUGAAAACUGGUUUUGAAAAUCCUCAACAAUUAAAAAAAAAAUCCCUAGCUGGGUUAAACUCCCAAGAUAACCAGAGGGCUGCUGUAAAAUACCCCCCUAGAACAUUCUGUUGCAGAGACUAAAAAAAAGAACCAAAUCUAGUACUGUAUUUUAUAUAGAAAUAACUGGAGUCAAACUAAAAACCAAAAACCAGUGGGUGGGGCUUUUUACCAUUUUUGAUGAGAAUCUGUCCUUUUAAAGCCCCACCAUACUGCUCAAGUCUGCAAUUUAAUUCUAAGAUGCUUGCUAUGUAGCAGAAGUGGAAAGGGUAGAGAAGGGAGAUAAGAGAUGAAGAAAGUGAGAGAACCAGAGAGAAACAUGAUUAUUGUCUAAGCCUAGUUUAGAUUUAAUCAGAAGCUGUGUGCAAUUUUGUCUUUAUAUCUAACUUUACAUUCCCUUCCCCACCACCCCAACCCCCCAAAACAAAAAAAAACCCUCCUGUCCCUGCCUUGGGGCUAUUAUGAAAGUCUAUGCACAAAAACACUGUACAUUUUUAUACAUACAGGAUUAAUAGUAUAGGCAUGUAGGUGGCAUGAUUCAAUUAAAAAGGCUUUUUACUUUUUUUAUACCAGGAAAAAAAAAUCAAGAAAUAAUAAAUAAAAAGGUGCUAGAAUUAGCAUUAAGAAUGCAGUUGUAAUAUAUUGACAAAAGUUUGGGAAGUCAACCUCCUCAAGCUCUCCUGUUGCUGACAAGUCUCUGCAAACUAGGUAGCAAAUACAUAAAUAACUCAAAAACAUAUGAUUGAGACUGUGAAGGUUUUUUAAAACUAAGACAACAUAAUCCAGGUUAACUUUUGUUUUCUUUUAAGACAAUGAGCAAAUGAAUAAUCUACACCUGAAUAAAACAUGUUUUAACAG
Messenger RNA from Zootoca vivipara (common lizard), 15561 nucleotides. RefSeq names its product hook microtubule tethering protein 3 (gene HOOK3). Gene Ontology annotation, molecular function: dynein light intermediate chain binding; microtubule binding. Gene Ontology annotation, cellular component: centrosome; cytoplasm. NCBI's taxonomy places the organism in Eukaryota, Metazoa, Chordata, Lepidosauria, Squamata, Lacertidae. The record is from RefSeq and is a predicted model, not a curated record. Gene Ontology annotation, biological process: cytoplasmic microtubule organization; cytoskeleton-dependent intracellular transport.